GGGGCGGGGCGGGAGCCGCCGCGGAGCCUUCCGGCAGCCGCGACCAUGUCGGACCCGGCGCCCAAAGUUCCCGAUGAGAUGUUCCGAGAGGUCAAGUACUACGCGGUGGGCGACAUCGACCCGCAGGUUAUCCAGCUUCUGAAAGCUGGGAAAGCGAAGGAAGUGUCCUACAACGCGCUAGCCUCACACAUAAUUUCAGAAGACGGGGACAAUCCUGAGGUUGGAGAAGCUCGGGAAGUCUUUGACUUACCUGUCGUGAAGCCGUCUUGGGUGAUAUUGUCCGUUCAGUGUGGAGCUCUUCUGCCAGUGAAUGGUUUUUCUCCAGAGUCGUGUCAGAUCUUUUUUGGAAUCACUGCCUGCCUCUCCCAGGUGUCGUCUGAAGACAGGAGCGCCCUGUGGGCUUUGCUCACUUUCUAUGGGGGGAACUGCCAGCUGCACCUCAACAAGAAAUGCACGCAUCUGGUGGUCCCCGAACCAAAGGGGGAGAAAUACGAAUGUGCUUUAAAGAGAGCCAGUAUUAAAAUUGUUACCCCCGACUGGGUCCUGGAUUGCAUAUCUGAAAAAACCAAAAAGGAUGAAGCAUUUUACCAUCCUCGGCUCAUUAUUUAUGAAGAGGAAGAAGAGGAAGAAGAGGAGGAGGAGGAGGAGGUAGAAAAUGAGGAGCAGGAUUCCCCCAAUGAGGGUAGUACCGACGAGAAAUCGAGCCCUGCCAGUUCUCGAGAAGGAUCCCCUUCAGGUGCCCAGCAGUUCUCACCCAAGUCAAACACCGAAAAACCCAAAGGGGAGUUGAUGUUUGACGACUCUUCGGAUUCAUCGCCUGAGAAACAGGAGCGAAACUUAAACUGGACCCCAGCGGAAGUGCCACAGAUAGCCGCGGCCAAACGCAGACUGCCCCCGGGAAAGGAGCCGGGCCUGAUUAACUUAUGUGCCAGCGUGCCACCCGUUCCGGGCAGCGUCUUACCCCCCGACGUCCGGGGCAGCAUAAUGGCUUCGGGACAGAACCUGCAGAGUUCUGAAAGAUCAGAAAUGAUCGCUUCUUGGAGUCCGGCGGUGCGGACGCUGAGAAACAUUACGAAUAAUGCUGAUAUUCAGCAGAUCGGCCGGCCGCCAAAUGUGGCACACAUCCUACAGUCCCUUUCAGCGCCCACGAAAGCCUUAGAGCAUCAGGUGAACCACAGCCAGCAGGGCCACGCGAACGCCGGCGCCGUGCUGUUCGGCCAAGUGAAGGUGGCCCCGGAGCCACACCUGCCGCCGCCGCCGCCGCCGCCGCCCCCGGUCCUGCACCUUCCGCCCCAGCAGAUCCUGCAGCUGCAGCCGCAGAUCCCGCAGCAGCCCUACGCCCCGCCGCAGCCACACCCCUUCCCGCCGCCGCCGCCGCCCCGCCCGCAGCCGCCCCUGCAGCCGCAGCCCCCGCCGCCCCCGCAGCCCCUGCAGCAGCCCCUGCAGCAGCACCUGCAGCUGGCCCAGCUGCAGCGCCUGCACCUGCAGCAGCACAUGCACGCGCCCGCCGCGCCCCCGCCGCCCCAGGCCCCGCCCCCGGCCCUGCCGCCCCAGGCCCCGCCCCCGCCGCAGCCGCAGCCGCCGCCGCCGCUGCCCCCGCACCAGCACCCGCACCAGCUGUUCGGACACGACCCGGCAGUGGAGAUUCCCGAAGAAGGGUUCCUCCUGGGCUGUGUGUUCGCAAUUGCAGAUUAUCCCGAGCAGAUGUCUGAUAAACAGCUCCUGGCCACCUGGAAAAGGAUAAUCCAGGCGCACGGCGGCACCGUGGACCCGACGUUCUCGAGCCGGUGCACACAUCUCCUCUGCGAGAGUCAGGUCAGCGGGAUGUACGCACAGGCGAUCAGGGAGAGGAAGAGAUGUGUCACAGCGCACUGGCUAAAUACCGUCCUGAAGAAGAGGAAGAUGAUGCCACCCCACCGUGCCCUUCACUUCCCGGUGGCUUUCCCCCCCGGAGGGAAGCCGUGUUCUCAGCACAUUAUUUCUGUGACUGGAUUUGUCGACAGUGACAGGGACGACCUGAAGCUCAUGGCUUACCUGGCAGGCGCCAAGUACACGGGCUACCUGUGCCGCAGCAACACGGUGCUCAUCUGUAAAGAGCCUGCCGGUUUGAAGUACGAAAAGGCCAAGGAGUGGAGAAUACCGUGCGUGAACGCCCAGUGGCUUGGCGACAUUCUCCUGGGGAACUUCGAGGCGCUGAGACAGGCCCACUGCGGCCGCUACACGACGUUCAGUCUGCAGGAGCCCUUUGCCCCUACCCCGCACCUGGUUUUCAGUCUCCUGGAUGCCUGGAGGGUCCCGCUGAAGGUGUCGGCAGAACUGCUGAUGGGCGUGAGGCUGCCUCCCAAACUGAAGCAGAACGAAGUGACCAACGUCCAGCCUUCUUCCAAAAGAGCCAGAAUUGAAGAUUUACCCCCUCCCACCAAAAAGUUAACACCAGAAUUGACCCCUUUUGUGCUUUUCACUGGAUUUGAGCCUGUGCAAGUUCAACAGUAUAUUAAGAAGCUCUACAUCCUUGGGGGCGAGGUCGCCGAGUCUGCGCAGAAAUGCACACACCUCAUCGCCAGCAAAGUGACGCGCACGGUGAAGUUCCUGACGGCCAUCUCCGUGGUGAAGCACAUCGUGACGCCAGACUGGCUGGAAGAGUGUUUCAAGUGUCAGACGUUUAUCGAUGAGCAGAACUACCUCCUCCGAGACGCUGAGGCCGAAGUGCUGUUCUCCUUCAGUCUGGAAGAGUCCUUGAAGAGGGCGCAUGCUUCUCCACUCUUCAAGGCAAAAUAUUUUUACAUCACGCCUGGAAUCUGCCCAAGCCUGUCAACCAUGAAGGCGAUCGUGGAAUGUGCAGGGGGACGAGUACUGUCUAAACAGCCGUCUUUCCGGAAACUUGUGGAGCACAAGCAAAAUAAGAGCUUAUCAGAGAUCAUCUUAAUAUCCUGCGAGAACGACCUUCACUUAUGUCGGGAGUAUUUCGCACGGGGCAUAGACGUCCAUAACGCAGAGUUCGUGCUCACCGGGGUGCUCACGCAGACACUGGACUAUGAAUCGUAUAAAUUUAACUGAUGGCAUCCGCACCGCGACUGGAGUCCUGGGCACGGGCCCGGCCGCAGCCGCCGUCGGGUGGACGGACCCGCUUCCUGCAGAGGCCCGCGUUUGCCAGCUGCUUUGGGAGGCAGGCACUCUAGAGCAGGAAAACCAAUAGGAUACAUAUGCUGCAUCUUUUUAAGAUGUGUAAUUUUAUUCUGAGGAAACAUAAAUUAUGUUUUGUAUUAUAUGAAUUUAUGAGCCCACAUUAGGUUUUAUGAUUCAUUUGCCAGGUUUUUAAAUGUUUUCACAACACUGUUAACAGAACUUCAACUACAAAUAAAAUGGUGUAAAUAAAGACCUUGCUAUCUCUAAAUUAUGAUGUUAAAGAUUUGAAAUGUUUUGUACUUUGAUUAUUUUUAUUUCUUAUACUCUUUUCUUUUAUAUUGAUAUCUUGCCCACAUUUUAAAUAAAUGUACUUUUGAACUUAGAA
Molecule: messenger RNA, 3511 nt
Organism: Neofelis nebulosa (Clouded leopard)
Lineage: Eukaryota; Metazoa; Chordata; Mammalia; Carnivora; Felidae
Gene: PAXIP1
Product: PAX interacting protein 1
Exons: 21
Coding region: 46-3057 (1003 amino acids)
Biological process (GO): positive regulation of transcription initiation by RNA polymerase II
Cellular component (GO): nucleus
Source: RefSeq, a predicted model, not a curated record